AUGUUGUCAGAGACUGGUAGUGGUAUCAAGCUCUGGGCAUCGCCUGCAAUACUGCCUGCGGCAGUACCUGCGUCGUGUAAAGCCGUCAUGGCUGCCGAUAUAGCGUGUAGUCCACGUAUUAUCAAAGAAGCUGACAUCAGAAAAGAUGUGCCAUUCAAUGAGACUUUUCUCGGUGAAUACUGCAGCUCCACGUGUUCCUCAUCACUCAACACCUAUAUCACAAAUGUCAACACGCGUUGCGGAUCCACCACCUACGAUUUUGGCACCGGGAUUGGAGAAUCUGCGGGCUCUUUGAUCGCACCUCUCAAAUGGGCACGCGAUGUCGCAUGCAGUACUGGGACUUCCGCGAACGACUUCUGCUACCCAAAGAUUGUCAACAGACAAGUCGGUUUCUGCGACGAUUGUACGUUGAAACACAUUGCUGGCUUGUUGAACUCAGAGGAGGAUGUUGGGAAGAUUAACAAGGAAGACUUUACCUCAGUUUUGUCAUCGUGUCAAGUGUCGGCAACGAAGUUUCCCGUCACGAAGACAGCUCAACCAAGUGCUGCGCAACCCACAAGUACCAGCGAAGCCGGUGACUCUUGCUGGGGAGGCGAAACAUAUACUGUCAAGCAGGGCGAUACUUGCGAGUCCGUGGCCGCCGCGAAUGGCAUGGCGAUCGAUAGAUUUCUGUCAUUGAACGGAAUCGAUUAUCAUUGCGAAGCAUUUGGGGUUGGAAGACCGGUUUGCAUACGAGAUGCUUGCAAACUACAUACCAUCACGCCACAGGAAUCUUGCAAUGACAUCGUCAAUACCUACGGGUUCACAAAGCUAGAGCUCGUACAAUGGAAUCCAACCUUACAAACUGGCUGCGACAAUGCAACUGCAUUGGCUGGCCGUUCGAUUUGCAUCACACCUCCUGGCACAGACAAAUAUGACUUCACCGCGACCGCAUCCUUGAAUGAUACUUGGACCUGGCCAGCUGGCAACUGGGUUCCAGGACCUACGCAAGGAACUCCUUUGACCAACAAACCGACCACCUGGGACGUACCGACAAUAACAGCGACGUGGGCGGCAACUGUGGAUCCGUCAACAGCAGCUUACUUCAAGUAUUGCCCAAUUACUGACCAACAUUGGGAGGAAGGGUUUGAUUGGAGUUUGCUCAGCAACGUGUGUUUGGUACUACUCGAGAAGUAUUGUGAGCCUGAGAUGACUGGGAAUCCACUACCUAGCACAACUUUCCCAAGUAGUUGCUUCCCGCCAUACCCUACUAACGCCGACUAA
Molecule: messenger RNA, 1263 nt
Organism: Boeremia exigua
Lineage: Eukaryota; Fungi; Ascomycota; Dothideomycetes; Pleosporales; Didymellaceae
Exons: 4
Coding region: 1-1263 (420 amino acids)
Source: RefSeq, a predicted model, not a curated record